This is a messenger RNA of Oncorhynchus masou masou (cherry salmon), 616 nucleotides long. Its product is annotated as leucine-rich repeat-containing protein 58-like. Gene Ontology annotation, molecular function: protein binding. Lineage: Eukaryota; Metazoa; Chordata; Actinopteri; Salmoniformes; Salmonidae. The record is from RefSeq and is a predicted model, not a curated record. The transcript has a single exon. Bases 158 to 616 code for a protein of 152 amino acids.
GCGGUCUGUCUUUAAUGGAAAAGGAUUUGCCCAUGAGCAGAAUGCACAAAGAGGCUUUAUACGGUCGUGAUCAGUGCUGAAAGAGCAUACACUUUGUAAAAUCACAUUGUAAUUCAUUCAUAUGUUUGAACUAGGUGGAUAGCAAUUGGUAUUGAAUAUGGAGCUAUUUGCAACAGUUGAUCAGGGGGGUUGCAUUUUGGACAUGUCCCAUCUGAAUCUGGAGAGUUUAAAUUUGGACACUGUCGGUGACGAACGGAGGAGAGUGACCCAACAACUCUACCUGUAUAACAACCGACUGACAGUGUUUCCCGCUUCGGUGUGUCUGUUCUCCAAAUUGGAAGUUCUGGAUAUAAGCAACAAUGGAUUAACGGUUCUCUGUGAGGACAUUCAACGUUUGUCAAACCUCAAAACACUCAUAGCCAAGAACAACCGUUUGAACGAAUUUUCGUUCCCAAAGGAAUUUGGGUCCAUGCAGAUAGACACAAUGAACUUCAGUGGGAACAUGUUUGAAGAGGUGCCCACUCAGUUUCUAAAACUCCAGCGAUUAAAAUAUCUGUCUCUUGGGGGUAACAGACUCAAAGCUAUCCCCGCAGAGAUAGAAAAUAUUACCAGGUAA